Messenger RNA from Dacryopinax primogenitus, 489 nucleotides. RefSeq lists its product as uncharacterized. Bases 1 to 489 code for a protein of 162 amino acids. The record is from RefSeq and is a predicted model, not a curated record. Lineage: Eukaryota; Fungi; Basidiomycota; Dacrymycetes; Dacrymycetales; Dacrymycetaceae. Gene Ontology annotation, cellular component: nucleus. The transcript has a single exon. Gene Ontology annotation, biological process: protein ubiquitination; SCF complex assembly.
AUGAGGACACGUCAUACGAAGUGCUCUGGAAGUACUCCUGGCUGUCAUUGGCACCCACGACCAGAGUUGCUGCAAUCGGUAUACAAGUCUGUUGGGCCCACGCUCGUCUUUCGCUUUGCCGAUAGGGAAGAGAGCGUACGAAUCGAGGUCUGGGCGACGCUUACCGCGCUUGUGAAGCAAGCUAGCGUAUAUGGCUCCGAAGGCGGCUCGACUCGACUCGGCAAAAGGAAACGUGAGGGAGAGGGUAUGGAGGGGGUAGAAAACGAAGGCGGUUUAUCUCAGCUCCGGCAGCUGGUACCACCUGCGACCAAGUCCCUUCUCCAGCAGCUCACGCUGAAACGAAAUGUUGCGACGCUCACGUCUGGCUUCAGCUUGCUACAAACGCUCAACGCUACUCUUUCAGGGAUGCUCGCCCCAUUCUCCACUCCUCUACUGUCCCUCAUGGCCAAGCUGCUCAGUGGCCCAUCUGGCUCGCAAUACCGGAAUUGA